GCAGAGACAGAGAGUGAGAGAGCUGUAGAGAAGAUUUUGCCUUAAAAAAAAAAAAAACAACCCCGCUUUCAAUUUUCGCAUCAAAAUUUUUUUUGAACCGCGCCUUCCUUAUUGGAUCCCGCCCUAUUCCCUUCCCCUUUCCCUUCCCACUCAUCAAUCCCUAAAUUACACUCUGCUUACUGUCCAAACUCACUCUCUGCUGUUUCUAGGGUUUUAAUACUCUGUUCUUUAGUUUCUUUCUCUGUUUGAUUUAUUCGCUUCCAUGGCCGGCGAAACCCUAGAGGAGAAGAAAUCUGAGGAGGAAGCUCAUGUCGAUGAAAAGGAGGAGGCCGGACAUGAAGACGAAAAGGACCAACCUGAGGAUACUCAGAUGAAAGAUGAGGAAGUUAAUUCUGAAGCUCAGGGAAAUGAAGCUUCGGGAGAGAAACAAGUUGAAGAGGUAGAAAAAGAGGAGGAGAAAGGUGAGGAACCUAAGGAGGAGAAGGAAAAGGAUGAACACGAGGAGGAGCAGAAGCAGGAAGAAGAAGGUACCAGGAAAGCUAAGCGAGGUGGCCGAAGGGCCUCUGGGAAGAAAGAGCAGAAUGACUCAAAGAAGCCCAGUCAGGAAUCUGCUGAGAAGAAACAGAGUAAACAGUCAAUACAGAAGAAAGAAAAAGAGCCUGUGACUCCUAGCAGUGAGAGACCUACCAGGGAGAGGAAGACUGUGGAAAGGUACUCCGCACCUGAGCCUGGGCGAUCAGCAAGCAAGCCUUUGACCAUUGAGAAGGGACGUGGAACACAGCUCAAGGAUAUUCCAAAUGUGGCUUUCAAGUUGUCCAAGAGAAAACCUGAUGACAAUCUGCAGACGCUUCACUCGAUACUUUUUGGAAAGAAAGCAAAGGCACACAAUUUGAAGAAAAACAUAGGCCAGUUUUCGGGAUACAUAUGGGCUGAGAAUGAGGAAAAACAGAAAGCAAAAGUAAGAGAGAAGCUUGACAAGUGUGUUAAAGAAAAGUUGGUGGAUUUUUGUGAUGUGCUCAAUAUCCCAAUAAGUAAGGCUCUCGUGAAAAAGGAGGAACUCACUGUUAAAUUAUUGGAGUUCUUGGAAUCACCACAUGCUACUAGUGAUGUUUUGCUUGCUGAUAAGGAACAGAAAGGUAAGAAGCGUAAGGUCACAACAGGGAAAAAUGCAAGCCCUGGAGAAGCAUCAGCUACACCAGCCAAGAAACAAAGGCGAACAUCCCAAGGUGGAGAAAAACUGAAGCAAUCAUCAAAAGAUGAUGAAGAUGAGGAUGAAGAUAAAGUAGAAUCAACAGAUGCUAAGGAUGCUAAAGAUGACUCUCUAGAUGAUGUUGAUGAAAACGAGGCAGUGCCAAAAGAAGAGAGUGAUCAUGAAGAGAGCAAAUCAGAGGAAGAGGAAGAGGAACCAAAGGAGAAGAUGUCAAUUCCAAAGACAUCCCAAAAAAAUGUGAAGGAAAGUUCAGGGGCUAAAAGCAAGGAAAAACUCACACCUGGCAAGAAGAGCACCCAGGCCAAACCUGUAAAAAGUCCUGCAAAAUCUAACAAAAAAUCUUCCAGCUUAUCGUCAAAGCGAGGUGCUACAGACACUGAUGGAAAUUCCAGUUCACAUUCUAAAUCAAAGGGAUCUACAUCUAAGAAACAGAAAGUUGAGAAGGAAAGUCCAACAGAACGAAGCGCUUCCAGCAAGAAACAAUCAGGCAAGUUGUCAUCACAGGCUUCUGCAAGGGAUCAAGGGAAAGCCAAAUCUGGCAGGAAGGCUAAGGCGGAACCCAGUAGAGAGGAUAUGCAUGCGGUUGUAGUUGAUAUUCUGAAGGAAGUAGAUUUCAAUACUGCGACUUUAUCAGAUAUUCUCAGACAACUUGGUACCCACUUCGGUGUAGAUCUUAUGCAUAGAAAAGCAGAAGUAAAAGAUAUUAUUACAGAGGUGAUAAACAAUAUGUCUGAUGAGGAAGAAGAGGAGGAAGCCGAGGAUGAUACUGAGGCUGGUGCUGAUGCAGACAAGGAUGGGGAUGAUGAUGCUUAGUUUGUUUCAAUGUGUUGAGCAACUCGAGCAUUGUGGAACGGGAGAUGCGCAAUGUGCUCUUCAUGGGACGUUUCUCUGGAGCUGUUUUCGACAGCAGUUGUUGAUGACAAACCUUUCAUUGCAAUAUGGAACACUUGACUUUUCCUUAUGAAAAUGCCCUGCAGUAUUUGUACCAUAUGCAUUAGGAACUUUUCUUUUCAGUGUACAAGUAGUGUUGAGCUGACCUUAGUUUUUAGUUGUUUGUCCUAGCUUACUUUUCCUCUCCAAGAUAUCUUCAUCUUCUCAUUAAAUUUGUCUGUAUUUAUUGAUGGUUCCUCUGCAAAUGAGCAACGAAUGAUUAUUUAAUUAAAUGGCAACUGCCUAAUGUUGAUUUGCUGUA
Messenger RNA from Manihot esculenta (cassava), 2402 nucleotides. Its product is annotated as DNA ligase 1. The coding region runs from base 263 to 2023 and encodes 586 amino acids. Lineage: Eukaryota; Viridiplantae; Streptophyta; Magnoliopsida; Malpighiales; Euphorbiaceae. The record is from RefSeq and is a predicted model, not a curated record. Gene Ontology annotation, biological process: chromatin organization; regulation of double-strand break repair. Gene Ontology annotation, molecular function: histone binding; DNA binding. Gene Ontology annotation, cellular component: nucleus. The transcript is spliced from 11 exons.